CUUCUGAAGAAUUGUGAAGCUUGCAAAAAUCUAAAAAUGUAGGGAAUUUAUGCGUGUGGAGAUGGAGUGCUUCACAGAGUAUCUGCAGGUAAGCAGAUAUAAAAUCAUCCAAAUUGAUUUACAAAUACCUAUUUGUGAAGAUGAAGCUAAGGAAAGAAGGAAGACAUGGUUUGGAGAAGAACACCUUCAGGAGCUUUUAACCCUUCUGAGGGAUGUGAUAUGGGAACGACUCGAGACUGUCGCAGUUGGUGGCAAGCAGACACGGAAGAAAUCUUGUGAGAGGAACAAGUCUGGAAAACUCACUGGCAAAUUAAUAAUUGCUGAAUACAAAUUCAAGUUGAAGAAAAUUCGCCAAUCCUGCAUCAUUCCAAGUCAAGGUGGUAAAUAUAAAGGAUGUGGUCUCGAAAAGGAAAAACUUGCAGUCACAGUUGAACAGAUACCUCAUAAACUGUCAAAAGAGCCUGUACCAAGUAGUAGUGGAUACUUUAGGUCGGAGGAUAAAGAUGAAGGAGACAGCUCUGGCCAUGGUGAGGAGGACAAUCGGAAAAAAAAACAAUUGAAAAAUAUAAUUAGCAAAAGCGGUAAGCAAAUCUCCAAGAGAUCUAAAACUGGAAGGCCGCAGAAGAAAGAGAGAACGGCAGCAUGUGAUGAAGAGAGUGAUGAUGAUGAGGGCAAUCAAGGGAGUCUGCGCCAAUGGAUAUCAUCAUGGAGGACUCCGAAGAAGAAGCAUCGUAGCAGGUCACCGAGGCAGACAGAACCUUCAAGGUCAAAUAGGGAUGGCUCAAGGUCAAAGGAAGGUCAGUCGGGGUCAGAUGAGAGUGAAAUGGCAAAAGGACGUUUGGAAAGUCGUUCAAACAGUGUCGUGUCGGAAGAAUCUGUGUAUCGAGAGUAUCGGUCAAACAAUGCGGCGGAUUCAGAGAAAAUUCGAACCCCGCCCAAAAAGAGGAAGAUGAGGAUGGCUGAUUUUAUCCUCCAUCCUGGAACGGUGCAGGAUGAUGAUGAUGUUGAGGUAGACAAGGUGUCAAAUGAUGGUGCUGCUGAAUCGGAAGCGGUCAAGAAAAAAAGACGGCCAGAUCUCAGCCGUUUCGGGAGUAACUUCAGGAAGGGUUGUAAAAUGAAAAAGUUUGCUCAAAAUAAUCAGGAUUUUUCUGAUGAAGGAGAGAGUGUCAAUGGCACUUGUUCUGAAGUUGAUGAGAAUGGUAGUGGAGAUGAGGUUGAUGGAUUCAGGGAAGGUGAAAAAGAUGUUGGAGUCGUUGAAAUGGAAUGCAGAGGAAGUGGAGAGAUUUUUCUGAACAAACAGGAUUUUGGUGUGAAAGACUGUAAAAAUGCAAACGACCUUCAGAAUUCAGAAGUGGAACAUCAUGAGGAUAUUGGUGCCCAGGACACUGUGAAGUCGGAAACUAGUCAAAAUGAAAACUUGGAUGACUGUCCGUCCAAUAUCCAACCUCAUCCUAGUCAAGUUGAUUGCUCAGUCAUUACUUUAUCAGGCGAGACUAAUCCGACUCUCAAAAAACUUUCCGAUUCAAAACAUGGAAAAUCGCUUAUUCCUGGCGCUUCGGAUGGGAGCUCAUUGAGACAGAGGAAGAAAUGUACAGUGAUGCCUGUUAAACCUCUAACUGUUAUGACUGCAAUCCAACAGGGAAAAGUUGUGGAAAUAACGAAGAAGGAGUCAAAGGUCUGCUUGAGCUAUGUCGAUAAUGAUGGUGGCGAGAGAGGGAAGGGUGCUGCUGAUGAGAAAAAGGGACCCAAGACAAAGUGCGACCUAGGAGAAAAUUCAAAUCAAGAAGUCGUGAAAUUUUGCCAGGCUCUGAAGUCAAAGAAAAAACUGUUAACAGGGCAAAGUAAAAGUGAGCAUCCGCCUUUUAUUGAAUUGGAUGAAGAGUUCUGGGAAAAGGAUUUGAAUAGAAAUGACUUUGGUUCAAGUGAGCAGACUUUACCUGUGGGGAAACAGGUGUGUAAGGAUGAGGAUGAGAGCGACUCAGGAGACGAUUUACCGAAUAUGGAGGCAAUUAUUUCACAAAGUUCAAAUUCACAGAAUUCAAAUUGUUCUGGAGAGGGUGGGCUUGGUUCAGUCAGCCCAUUGAAGUCACCAAAUGCUGGUAAAGAAUCUGGCGAACUGCCGUCCAUUAUCUCUGAUAAAUCUGUUUCUUGUGGUGAGGGCAUCAAGGCUAGGGCUGGUUCGGAAUCGCAGAAAUGUUAUGUUGGAAUUGGGCGAAGGAGACGACUGGUCAAUUCUAGUAAAGAUUCAAAGUCCAAGAAAGAUCAGGAGUCUGACCCAAAGGAGAAGAAAGAUGCUGAUACUGUUUUGAAAAAGAAGCGUCCAAAAUCGAAAGAGCGUGUUGGUAUAUUUGAGAAGCUGUCUCCUGCUCGGGCUGGUGGGGUGUUCGCGAAUGAUUAUAGCGACUUGCGAUCACAGGGUGUGCAAACUGAUGCCGUCCAGAGGAAAAUUGAUAAGGAAGAAACAAGUUAUGAGAUAGAGUUGAAAAGAUUAGGUGGGAAUGAUUUCAAUGAGAUUGAGAUGGAGGACAAUGAUGUUGAGUUAAAAAGCUUGGCUUGUGCUGGGCCAAAUGAUCUGGGCGUUGCCAUCGGGCCUAGGAUGAUAUCACCGGGGAUAUGUGACCAGAGAAGUACUGGGGCAAAGUCGGUGGUUGGCGAUUGCAGUGGUAGUGAUGGCGAUGGAGAGGUCGUUCUUAAAAAGGAAGGGGAGUCACUGGAACCAGAGCCAACUGAAACGUCUCAUGACAAAGGGAGUGAGAGUGAAGUAGAAAAGCGAAUCAAUGGACUUGGUGACAGCCCAUCUAGGAGCAAACGUUUCAAGGGAAGCUAUUUGGAGUAUGACAGUGACAUGGCUACGAAAGGAAAUAAGAAAAUGGAGAAAACCAAGUCAAAUAGAUGUGAUCCUGAUAAUGACUAUAGCGACUCCAGUGCCGUGCCAGAUGUCGGUGACCCACCGAGGAAGGUAUCGAAAAGGCCCAGGAGGAAUUUGUCGAAAAUUACGUCAAAAUCUUGUGGAACCGGUCAGGCCAGGGAUAAAAAUGAUGACCAAUACUGCAGCAGUAGUUCGUUGCAUUCCAAAACUGACCUGGCAUCUGAUUUCUCUGGAAUUCCAAUUGGGUCACGGAAAAAGACUCUGUCAACCUCUACAUGUUCCUCCUCGACUGUUUUAGAGUCCUAUGGCUUCUUGGCGGCAAAGCGGCCCAAUUUAGAUGAGGACUCCAGCUCUAGUCAUCAGGAUUGGGAGACGUUUUCUGUACAGAGUAACACAGAAUACACAAGCAUCAUAGAACUUGAUAACGAGAAUCAAAUGAUGCUGGACUCUGGCUUUAACAGUUCAGCAAACACAACUAUUGCAUCUCUGAACCAUGCGGAGCAACCGGACAAUCUACCGACCAUAGUGCCAGCAAAAAAGAAGAACAAACUUAAAUCAAGUCCGUGGAGGGUGAAGUUGAAGACUGGCAAGGAAUCAAAAGCUGUGCAGAGGAAGAAACGACUGACGAAGAAAGUGAAGAGUCCGAGGUCCCCACGUGGGCUUGGGAAGAUUCAGCAGACUAGCUCUCUGCAGACGUUUUCUAGCUCGAAAGAGAGGGAGGCUGUUAGCGAUCAUGAGGAGCUGCCUGAUUUGCUACCAGCAUUUGGAGGCAUCCCGUCCCAGGAUAAUGGUGUUAUGAAUGGUGCUGAGGCGGUCGAUGUUUCAACUAGUCUGUCUGAAACGCAAAAGGUGAAACGCCGGAAAGUCACCAAGUCGGUUUGUCAGAAGAAAAAAGAUGAUUCUGAUACAGAAGUUGAAGUUUCAAAGCCAUCAAAGAAAGAGGCUUUAUCCAAGGAAAAAGGGACGAAAUGUCAUAGAAGGAAACUGGAUGGUUCGCUCGGUGCCCGGAAGUCUCGAGCCAUUUGUAAAAAGGACAAACCACCAGCAGCUCAUCUGAUGUCGUCGUCUGAUGAUGAGACUCGUCUUGAUUUCAAGGAGAUUUCGGAUGGAUCUGUUGCAAAAAAUAUUGACUUGGGUAGGCUGGAUGCAGAAGCGCACACUUCUCGGGCUGUUCUGGAAUCAGGUGCUGCCGCGACAGGCAAGAUGGCAACCAAUUCUUACUCGGAUGACGAUUCUGACAAAACGUUGCCAGCAGUACUUCGGAAAUCUGAUGAUGAAUCUGUUUGGAAAGAUACAAAAGUGACAUCUAAAGCUAAGAUGCGGAGAAAUCGCGAACGAAGGAAGCAUGUUUUGCCGAGCCUUGUGGAUGAAGACAUGGAAUCGGCUAGCAAUGGUGAAGUGCCUGCCCAAGGACUUGGACCCCGGAGAAGUGGAAGCACAAGUUCGGUGUCGUCAACAGAACUACCAAGCGUGUCUUUUGUCAGUGAAAUCAGAAAGCGGCUCAGCCUUUGUCCUGUUGUUGAUGAUGAUAUGGUCGUCAUCAUCGAGGAAUUGUCCACACCCGUCAUGAUCAAGGUUGAGCAUGAGGUUGCUGAUGAAAUCGACAAAGAAAUUCAGUCGAUACAUGACGUGUCUAAGUUAUCUGACAGCCACCUCCAGUAUCUGGUGACAAAAUAUGAAAAAUAUCUGCAAGAAAUCUUCCAGGGCAAGAGCCGGUCUUGGAGGCAUGAGGAUUACAAAAGGGGAGGAAAAGAUCGACAGAAUUUAACCUACAACAUCCACACCCUUCGGUAUCGCGAGGAACAAGAGGACACUGUGAUGGAAAGCUUGAUGAAGAUAUUCUGCAGUAAACAUCAGAAAUAUUUGGAUUAUGUGUUCAAAGUGAUGUUCCCAGAAAUGCUCAUCAAGAUUUACAUGGAGGUGCGCAGCUGCAGUAUGGAAAAAGCUGAGGCAGAUUUGGAGGAUGUUGUGGUCGAUGACAUCGUGUGUGAGAUCUCGGUGUAAGUCUCGAGCUUUGGACAAUACUGGACUUUGUUUAUGUAAAUGAAAAGGCUGAAUACUCCUUGAGACUCAAGACAGAGGAGUGAAAAUCCUUGUGGCUGAAAAUCAUUCUAAAUGUUCAGGGUAUGAAUGAUACCAAGUAUAGAUUACAUGCUUAAGUCCAUACUUGAUGAUACAUGUACAUCUCAUAUUUACUAACAUAUUCCAUGUUGUAAAUUAGUGCACAGAAAUAUGUAUUUUGUCAAGAUUACGAGGAAUGAUAUCAAAAUUGGCCAGUUGAGAGUCUUUACAAUGUUGGUACUGAACUUUUGUGAGUUAUAGUUUGAUUUACCCUCUUUUCGAGACUUUUUAUAGUCCAGUUGUCUGCUCAGUUAAUGUGAUCAUGUCGAAAUCAUUUGAAGAUAUUUGUAUAAGUUCAAUGCUAACGUCCACCAUCCACUUAAACUGUAAUGGGCUGUUCAGUGUAAUUCGUCCAAAAUGAUAUUCUGUACAGAUGUGUACAGAUAUUCGUCCAAAAUGAUAUUUUUUGUGUAAGUUCGAUGCUAACGUCCACCAUCCACUUAAACUGUAAUGGGCUUCUCAGUGUAAUUCGUCCAAAAUGAUAUUCAACCAAGGCCUGAUAUAUGUCCUGCUCUGGCAAAGACCAGAGCGCGUCAGACCAGGUCGUCCUCCUCAGAGCUUUUCAUUGUCCCAUGCUCAAAAUCACGUUAUGGGGACCGAAGCUUCUCCGUGGCUGCCCCAAAACUUUGGAAUAAUUUACCAUCUAAAAUAAGAUCAAUCCCAACCAUCAAUUCAUUCAAGACCGCUUUAAAAUCCUGGCUUUUCAAAAAACACUACGGUAUUUAGUAGGAGGUUUUUUUCCCGCGCUUUGAGCAGGGCGACCUGGAAAGGCGCGUUAUAAAUAUUAAAUUGUAUUGUAUUGUAUUGUAUUGUAUGUGUCAUGUACAGAAAAGCGGAGACGUUAUGGAAGAGAUUUGUUUUCUCAGUUAAAAUUAUUUCCAUGAACAUGAUUGUGUGAGUCAUAUGAACUCCUGAAUAAGUUCCAAGCCUUCUAGUGACCAUAUAAAUUGGGUAAAACAGCAGUUUAGUGAAAGUUCCAAGCCUUCUAAUGACCAUAUAAAUUGGGUAAAACAGCAGUUUAGUGAAAGUUCCAAGCCUUCUAGUGACCAUAUAAAUUGGGUAAAACAGCAGUUUAGUGAAUGAUUUUAAUGACAUUCUUCAAAGAAGAUUUUUCCAGACUAUCAAAUCUAGGAAAUGGUGUUUCUCAAUCAAUUCCCAAACGUCUUUUGCAUCCGGAAUUUGUGAGAUGCACGCCAGAAGGUCGGUCUGUUUUCAGUAACGAAGUUGGAGCUUUGUGGGGAAGGUGGUGAAAAAUAUCCUGUAUUGAUGAUAAUUAUUGCUAUACUUUUGUGAUUUUCUGAACUCUAUUGCCAAAUACCAAUAACAUGCAAGUUUGAAACUAAUAAUUUGAUAUUUGAUACUAAUAAUUUGAUAUAGAGUGUAUUCGAGGAAAUCCUCAGUAUCUGUUAAGUGUUACUCUGAUGGGAUGCAACAAAGUCUACUUUUGAUACUACGGUUGUUUUUGUGACAAUUGUUCAUUUUGAGAUAAUGUUUUAUUGUGCAUAAUUUCAGAAACGCAUUACUGUGCCUUAUCGCUGUAUCAUAUUCAUAGCAUGGAACUGCCAACUGUGUCUCGCGCCUAUUGGAAUUUUGAUGCCCCUCUCUGAACUUGGAAAUGUUUCUUACUAUUUCCCGAUUGUUGAUACAUGCAGUGCUCAAACGUUCCAGGUCAUCAUAGACGAUAAGGUGGCCGGAAAAGUGAAGUUAGAAUUUGAAUAUCAUUACUUUUUGGAGCACAAAGUUUUUCAUCGCGUGCAACAGAAAAUGUUGUGAAUUCCUAUGUUUAUCAUAAACAUCCGGUGAGGCUAUGUGGAGUUUUAUAAAUGUUUACUCAGAUCGAAUUAUAUUUAUUCAUGUUAUAAAGAAGUGUUUCUGUGGAAAAGUAAUCUCAGGUUUGAAAAAUGUAGUGAGUUGGUCACAAUGUUUUUCAUUGGCAUUGGUUUCAUUUAUUAUGUUGGUACUGGUAUAAUAAUAAUAAUAAUAAUGUCACGCAUUUAUAUAGCGCUCCUCAGUAAUGGAACUGUUAAAGCGCUGUGGGAUAUGAAAUUAUUACCCCGGUCUCCACAGAAAUCAAUCAGGGGUUUCAAGGAGCAACCAGAAGGUGCUCACUUGAACUUGACCAGUAUAAAGUGCCAUAACAUAUGCAAACUGCUUUCGGUGUGACCAACCCCUUGUAUACUGAUUGAUAGAUGACGAUAUCCAAUGCUAUUGCCAUGCUAAUUAACCAAUGAUACGCUAUUUGAUGGUAACCACUUUUAAGGGCAUUCCCGUUCAGUUUUUGAAGCAGUUAAGUAGUCACACAGACAACCACUUUUAAGGGCAUUCCCAUUUCGUUUUUGAAGCAGUUAAGUGGUCACACAGACAACCACUUUUAAGGGCAUUCCCAUUUCGUUUUUGAAGCAGUUAAGUAGUCACACAGACAACCACUUUUAAGGGCAUUCCCAUUUAGUUUUUGAAGCAGUUAAGUAGUCACACAGACAACCACUUUUAAGGGCAUUCCCAUUUCGUUUUUGAAGCAGUUAAGUAGUCACACAGACGUGCUUUUCUAUUUGCACUAAGGCAUGGAUAUAAGUCGUGGUAAUUCAUCCUGACUGGUGUAUAUGAGUGUAUAAAUGUUAAAUCUGCCUUCUGCUUUGGUCUUGUCUUUUGUUUCCAUUUUGUAAUUCAACCAAUUUGUAUUUCUGUUGCUUCAGUUUGUAAGAUUGUCAUUUGGUUUGUGGUCUUGGUAAUUCACCGUUGGGAAACAACGUUUGCGAUAGGGAACAUUCCAGCUCAUUUCGGUGGGGGGGGGGGCUAUUUUGAAAUCCAGGAACAAGCUCUGACCCCCUGGAAUAUGCAGGUGGAACAUUCCAUGGUUGUUGACGGAGGUAUGCACCAGUGGUUUGUGAAUAGGUCUAGUCAUCUCAGAGGUGUGUCUGCAUAUGGGUGUAUUGAUGCUUUUAAGCUGGUUGAGUUUGUCUGGUGCGCUGAGGACUAUUAUAUGUAAAAAAGGCCUUUUGUACAGGCACCCCACCGCUGGCUUAACAGCCUGGACAUAGUAUGUCUUCGAUGUCAUGACUGUUUGUAAAGUACAGUGAACAGUCAAGGGGGAUGAAGUUAAUUUGUUUUGCCAUAUCAAUGUGUAAUUGUAUGAAACAGCUCAGCUUUAUAGGGUAACACCGUUCUUAUUUCAUUGUGGGUCAAGAAAAUAGAAAUGCAGUUAUACACAAUGCCGUAGUGCAGUUAUCAUGCAUACAACUUUGAUGAAACAUGGUUUAUAUAGUAUUUAUAUAUACAGUGUUGAUCCUUUUUAUCCGGUUGAAGGGCGCCUGUACAAAAUGCUACUUGUAAUAGGCCUAUGUGAAACAGACACACCAAAACCGGCUUAAUAGCGUCUACAAAAUACAUCUCCAUGACAGCAAUUUUGAAAUUUAUAUUCAGGUACAUAUUUACGCUAUUGGAAAUUUUCAAAUACAGUUAUAUACUAUACAAUCUACGUAGUAGGCCUUUAAAGGGACAACUUAGGCAUGAGAUGUGUUGGGUUUUUAUACAAAAAUGGCCUUCAACAGGACCGUGACUGGCAGCUCUGAGAAAAGACAUCUGGCCAGAAGGUACCAGCCUACAAGACCAGCUCUAUGGAGACCUCCAACAGCUGCGAAACACCAUAGAAUACAUCAGAAGAUCGGACUUGACUGUCUAGAGCGAACGAGAAGAAGAAGAAGGACCGUGACUUAUCCACACAGGAUAAUUGAAAACAUCGUUUGACCCCAUGCCUGCCUGAAAUUAACAAGCCAUGUCCAAAACUGCCUUCCAACUCUGGUGAAAGUCAUUAUUAGAUGUCAACAUAAGUGUAAUACUACAGGUGGAGGCACAUGGUGGGAAGCACUGGAAUUAUCCUCCUGCCAGGUAAACCCCACACCCAAGUUGUCCCUUUAACAUUUGUUUAUUGCCAAUAAUAAGCCACUGAUAAAGAUGUGUUCAAGAUUCUUUGGGAUUCGGUAAUUGGUGCAAUG
This is a messenger RNA of Lineus longissimus, 8982 nucleotides long. RefSeq lists its product as uncharacterized. The record is from RefSeq and is a predicted model, not a curated record. Bases 50 to 4873 code for a protein of 1607 amino acids. NCBI's taxonomy places the organism in Eukaryota, Metazoa, Nemertea, Pilidiophora, Heteronemertea, Lineidae. The transcript has 12 exons.